Molecule: messenger RNA, 2359 nt
Organism: Perca fluviatilis (European perch)
Lineage: Eukaryota; Metazoa; Chordata; Actinopteri; Perciformes; Percidae
Product: zinc finger protein 665-like
Exons: 4
Coding region: 1-2223 (740 amino acids)
Biological process (GO): regulation of transcription by RNA polymerase II
Cellular component (GO): nucleus
Molecular function (GO): DNA-binding transcription factor activity, RNA polymerase II-specific; RNA polymerase II cis-regulatory region sequence-specific DNA binding
Source: RefSeq, a predicted model, not a curated record
AUGGUGACCGCCUCGGCAUUUGUGUUGCAGCUGUUGGUGGUUAAAGAAGAGGUUCCCCCUGAGCAGCAGGAGUGUAGCUCCAGUGUGGACCAGCAGGAGCCAGAGCCCCCCCCACACAUUAAAGAGGAACAGGAGGAACUGUGGAGCAGUCAGGAGGGAGAGCAGCUUCAAGGGCUGGAGGAGGCUGAUAUCACCAAGUUCCCAUUCACUCCUGUCCCUGUGAAGAGUGAAGAUGAUGAAGAGGAAGCUCAGUCCUCACAGCUUCAUCAAAGACAAACUCAACACAUGGAAACAGAAGCUGAUGGAGAGGACUAUGGAGGACCAGAACCAGCCAGGAACUCAGAUUCACAUCCUCUUUUACAACCAGAGACUGAAGACCAGACUGGAGAUUCUUCUAAACCUGAGACUGAUGACAUUGCUGAUUGGAAGGAGACCAGAAAACCUCAGUCAGCUUUAAACUCUCUGAGACAUGAUUCAAGAUGUAAGAAAACAUUCAGCUGCUCUGAGUGUCGGAACCGAUUUAGCACCAAGCCAAACCUGAAGAGACACAUGGUAACUCAUACAGGUGAAAAACCUUUCAGCUGUUUAGUUUGUAAGAAAACGUUUUUAACAUCUAGAAAUGUACGGUUACACAUGAUAAUCCACACAGGAGAAAAACCUUUCAGCUGCUCAUUCUGUAAGAAAUCUUUUACACAGAGUGGAAGUUUACGGAUACACAUGAGAACUCACACAGGAGAGAAACCUUUCAGCUGCUCUGAGUGUGGUAAAGCUUUCACUGAUAGUGGAACCCUGAAGAUACACAUAAGAACUCACACAGGAGAGAAGCCUUUCAGCUGCUCAGUCUGUAAGAAAUCUUUUACACAGAGAGGACAUUUACGGUCACACAUGGCAGUCCACACAGGAGAGAAACCUUUUAGCUGCUCAUUCCACAACAUUUCUCUGUAUGUGUUUCCUGCAGAUGUUGAGCAGCUGUCGGUGGUUAAAGAAGAGGUUCCCCCUGAACAGCAGGAGUGUAGCUCCAGUGUGGACCAGCAGGAGCCAGAGCCCCCCCCACACAUUAAAGAGGAACAGGAGGAACUGUGGAGCAGUCAGGAGGGAGAGCAGCUUCAAGGGCUGGAGGAGGCUGAUAUCACCAAGUUCCCAUUCACUCCUGUCCCUGUGAAGAGUGAAGAUGAUGAAGAGGAAGCUCAGUCCUCACAGCUUCAUCAGAGACAAACUCAACACAUGGAAACAGAAGCUGAUGGAGAGGACUGUGGAGGACCAGAACCAGCCAGGAACUCACAUCCACUUUUACAACCAGAGACUGAAGACCAGACUGGAGACUCUUCUGAUCCUGAGACUGAUAACAGUGCUGAUUGGAAGGAGACCAGAGAACCUCAGUCAGCUUUAAACUCUCUGAAACAUGAUUUAAGAUGUAAGAAAACAUUCAGCUGCUUUCAGUGUGGGAUGAGAUUUAGCUUCAAGUCACAUCUGAAGAGACACAUGAGAACUCACACAGGAGAAAAACCUUUUAGCUGCUCAGUUUGUAAGAAAUAUUUUACACACAGUGGAGCAUUAAAGAGGCACCUGAGAAUCCACACAGGAGAAAAACCUUUCAGCUGCUCAGUGUGUAAUACAUCUUUUACACAGAGUGGAAGUUUACAGAAACACAUGAGAAUCCACACAGGAGAAAAACCUUUUAGCUGCUCUGAGUGUGAUAAAGCUUUCACUGUAAGUGGAAACCUGAAGAACCACCUGAGAAUCCACACAGGAGAAAAACCUUUCAGCUGCUCAGUGUGUAAUACAUCUUUUACACAGAGUGGAAGUUUACAGAAACACAUGAGAAUCCACACAGGAGAAAAACCUUUUAGCUGCUCUGAGUGUGGUAAAGCUUUCACUGUAAGUGGAAACCUGAAGAACCACAUGAUGACUCAUUCUGGAUUAAAACCUUUCAGCUGCUCAGUUUGUAAGAAAUCCUUCACACAGAGUGGAAGUUUACGGUCACACAUGGUAGUCCACACAAGAGAGAAAAGAUUCAGCUGCAGUGUUUGUAACAAAAGAUUUGCCUGGCGUUCUGAUGUCAAUACACAUAAAUGUGUUGGUCAGAUGGAAACAGAAGCUGAUGGAGAGGACUGUGGAGGACCAGAACCAGCCAGGAACUCAGAUCCACAUCCACUUUUACAACCAGAGACUGAAGACCAGACUGGAGACUCUUCUAAUCCUAAGACUGAUGACGUGGAAUAACGUUUGUGCCUUCUCAAGUAUCAAACAAAAAUCUAUAUAUCAACAUCUAGAUAGAAGACAUUGUAUUGUGUUGUAGGAAAAAUUAAAUAAAUAUAUUUUAUUAGGGGUCCAAGCCCGAGGGAGCAUGGGAACCGCG